AUGCAUAUGUUACAAUCUCAUCUAGAUAAAUUUAAAGAUAGGAUGGGAGCUUAUUCGGAAGAACAAAGGGAACGCUUCCAUCAAGACAUAGUGGAAUUUGAGAUCUUACUUACCAAGACCAUCGAAAACAUGAACUCAGACAAUCAAGUUCAAGCUCGCAUUAAUGGUAAACAAACAAAACCUGUACCAGUCAAUAAGGGUAUGAGACAAGGAGACUCGCUUAAUCCCAUGCUAUUCAACAUUCAAAAAGGUGCAGCUAGGCAAAGUCGCAAAAAUGAGGAUGAUCUUCAAAGGCUUUUACAUGUGUUUAACUGCGCAGCUAAAUCUUUCAAUAUGUUAAUAUCUGCAUCCGAAACAAAGUGUAUGACCACAUCCAGAACUCCGAUAAGAUGUAAGCUAAUCGUAGACGACCAAAUAAUUCAUCAAGUGAUGAAAUUCAAAUACUUAGGAAUCGAGAUUUCAGGAGAAGUAGAGAACGAAGUAAGAGAGCAAACAACCAAAGCCUUAAGAAUCUCAGCAUGUUUGAACGAAACCAUAUGGAGAAAUAAUGGAAUAGAGGCCAAAUCGAUAAUAUUCAAGGCUACGGUAAGACCCAUUAUGACCUACAAGGCAGAGACACGACCAGAAAUGGCGAAAACCAAAAGAAUUAUGGAAACAGCUGGAAAAGAAGUGAGAACAUCAGAAGGUUGCGCAAAAUAG
Diorhabda carinulata is the source of this 699-nucleotide messenger RNA. RefSeq lists its product as uncharacterized. The record is from RefSeq and is a predicted model, not a curated record. The transcript has 3 exons. Lineage: Eukaryota; Metazoa; Arthropoda; Insecta; Coleoptera; Chrysomelidae. The coding region runs from base 1 to 699 and encodes 232 amino acids.